AAAAAAAAAAAAACCUCUCAUAGUAGUUUCAUAGUCGCCACUUUCCAUCCGAAAAAAAGAAAAAUAAAAAGGUUUUCACAGCCUCAUAGUCUAGGUAGGAUUUCACAAGAAAAAAGAAAAAAAAUGUCUAGGUAGGGGAGAGAGAGACAGAGUCUUUGUUGUCUUGCUUGUUUUUGUUUUAAGUUCCUGAUUCUUUUCCCUCAUUUUCCAUCUUUUCUAACCUAACCAGUAAUCAUCCACCCCAUCUAUCUAUCUAAUCUAAAGUCGAAGCCACCCAUCCCAAUUCUCUUUCCCUUUCCGGUAUGAGCUUUAUUAACACUAAGCAGCUCUGUCUAUCUUUAUAUCAUCCAUACUUACAUUCAGAUCCAUUCUAAACGAGAAACAAAGAGAGAGAUCAGUGUCUCUGAGGGAGGCCGUGAAACAAUGGCCGAAACGACGACAGGGACGACAGAGGGAGUAACGUUGGAGCACACGCCAACAUGGAUUGUGGCCGUCGUCUGCAGCGUUAUCGUCGCCAUUUCUCUCGCCGUUGAAAGGAUCCUUCACUAUACCGGAAAGUAUUUGAAGAAGAAGAACCAGAAACCUCUCUCUGAAGCGUUGCAAAAAGUUAAAGAAGAAUUGAUGCUCCUAGGGUUCAUUUCCCUUCUUCUGACCGUAUUCCAAGUUCGGAUAGCUAAAAUUUGUAUGCCCCCAAGUUGGGCCGUUCACAUGCUUCCAUGCAAAAAGGAAACUAGUGCUACUACUACCGCUGGAGAAACCACGGCCCAUUAUCAAACCUCCUUCUCUUCUUUUGUUUUUGGGACUGGAAGACGCCUCCUCUCAUCCUCAACGGAUUCGGGCUAUUGUGAAAACAAGGAGAAGGUACCACUUUUAUCUACUGAAGCAUUACAUCAUCUGCAUAUAUUUAUCUUUGUGCUAGCAAUUGUCCACGUGACUUUCUGUGUCCUUACCAUUCUUUUUGGAGGAGCCAAGAUACGUCAAUGGAAGCACUGGGAGGAUUCUAUUUCCAAAGAUAAAUAUGAUCCAGAUGAGGUUUUGAAACCAAAGGUCACUAAUGUGCGUCAACAUGCUUUUAUCAGAGACCAUUUCCUGGGUAUGGGGAGAAACUCAGCAGUGCUGGGUUGGCUGCAUUCUUUCGUCAAGCAAUUUUAUGGAUCUGUGACCAAAUCAGAUUAUAUGACACUAAGGCUGGGUUUCAUUAGGACUCAUUGCAGGGGAAACCCAAAGUUUAACUUUCACAAGUACAUGAUACGUUGCCUUGAAGCUGAUUUUAAGAAAGUCGUCGGAAUAAGUUGGUAUCUUUGGAUUUUUGUGGUCAUCUUCUUGUUGGUCAAUAUUAAUGGUUGGCAUACAUAUUUUUGGAUAGCAUUUAUUCCUUUCAUUCUCCUACUUGCGGUGGGUACUAAGCUGGAGCAUGUAAUUACUCAGUUGGCCCAUGAAGUUGCUGAGAAACAUGUAGCCAUUGAAGGGGAUUUGAUAGUUCAACCUAAAGAUGCUCACUUCUGGUUCAGUCGACCUCGAAUUGUCUUGUUUCUAAUCCACAUUAUCCUCUUCCAAAAUUCUUUUGAGAUUGCUUUCUUCUUCUGGAUAUGGGUUCAAUAUGGCUUUGAUUCCUGCAUUAUGGGACAAGUUGGUUACAUUAUCCCAAGGCUCGUCAUUGGUGCUUUCAUUCAGGUACUCUGCAGUUACAGCACCCUGCCACUUUAUGCCAUUGUCACACAGAUGGGAAGUUCGUUUAACAAAGCUAUAUUUGAUGAGCAUAUACAAGAGAAAGUAGUUGGCUGGCAUCAGAAGGCAAGAAGGAACAAGGGGUUGAGAGCUGCUGCUAAUGGUUCCAGCAAUGUGGGUUCCACAGACGGUUCUACAGUAGGAAUUCAGUUGGGGAAGGUGACACAAAAAGAAUCUGCAAUGGAAGAGGGGAAAGCUCAGGCAGUUGAGCCCUCAUCUACCUGAUCAGGUGGACGGACCCAAGUGAAGAGCUCCAUGAAUGGAAAAUAGCUAAAACUAACCACUGGACUCCCGAAUGAAUGCAUGAUGUUAAAUACUGGUUCAUGAUCAGCUUUCCAAGAAUACAACAAUAAAGUAGUUUAUGUAAAUAAUAUUCCAGUUUUUGUUUUUUUGGUCACUUUUGGGGAUUUUUUUUUUUUUUUAUUCUUCACUUUUGGGUAUUGAAAGUUUGAAACCAUAUAAUACCUGGUUGCAGGAUUGAUAUCAAACAUAAUGGUAUUUUGGCGGCUCGAAAUUGGUAAUUCUGUACAACAAAUAUCAUGUUUUAAAAUUUCUAGUGAUUGAUAUUUAUAUUGAA
This is a messenger RNA of Macadamia integrifolia, 2305 nucleotides long. Its product is annotated as MLO-like protein 1. Gene Ontology annotation, biological process: defense response. Gene Ontology annotation, cellular component: membrane. Lineage: Eukaryota; Viridiplantae; Streptophyta; Magnoliopsida; Proteales; Proteaceae. The record is from RefSeq and is a predicted model, not a curated record. The transcript has 14 exons. Bases 424 to 1953 code for a protein of 509 amino acids.